AGUGAAUGCAAUCUGAAAAGAUUGCAUAACGAUCGGCCCCAAGACUUGGAACUCCUUUACCUAUAAAAGUGAAUACCAAGGUAGGGAGACUCACAGUGCAUAGAACGACGGUAAGAUGAGCCAGGCAAUUUUGCAAAAGGGUGACAUGUCCAGCGAUCAACAGGGAGAGCUGUUGAAGUUGGCUAAUGACCUAAUGGAAAAGGCUGGAAAUCCAGUCAAAGUUGCAUCUAACCUAAGAGAUGAAAUGAACAAGCGCUAUGGUCCAGCGUGGCAGUGUGUGGUUGGUCGGGAUUUUUCAAGCUUUAUAACUUUUGAGAAAGGCACCUUCGCUGAAUUCAUGAUCGGCGACUAUGAUUUUGUCGUUUUCAAGUGGAGCAAAAAAGAUAAGUGAUGGGCCGUUUCAUGUUCCAUCUCAUCACUGCGGAAUUGAGCAACCCUUAGUUACCUAAAUAAACUUUCAUAGAAAACAAAC
Molecule: messenger RNA, 472 nt
Organism: Opisthorchis viverrini
Lineage: Eukaryota; Metazoa; Platyhelminthes; Trematoda; Opisthorchiida; Opisthorchiidae
Exons: 2
Coding region: 116-391 (91 amino acids)
Biological process (GO): cilium assembly; microtubule-based process
Cellular component (GO): cytoplasmic dynein complex
Molecular function (GO): dynein light intermediate chain binding; dynein intermediate chain binding
Source: RefSeq, a predicted model, not a curated record